UCCACACGUCUUCCAUUCAUUGCACGCUUAGGCCGGGAAAGAAGACAGAGACACACACAGUCACUCCAACGCACGCUCCAGACGCAGGACCCACGGCCAGUCACUGAAAAGCAGUUUAGAGGGAGGCAGGAAUCUUUGGCCCGUCACAUACGACUACAACCUUGUCCAGUAUGGAGCUUUUUGAGACCAACCCUUACUUCUUCCCUGACCAACGCUUCUAUGAAGGAGGGGACAGCUACUUCCCCUCUCGCCUGCCCGGGGCAUAUGACCAAGCCAGCUACCAGGACAGGAACUCCAUGAUGGGCUUGUGUGGGGGUCUGUCCGGAGGGGCCGGUGUUGGAGUGACAGGUACAGAGGAUAAAGCCUCUCCGUCCAGCCUGUCACCUCACUCUGAGCCCCACUGCCCGGGCCAGUGCCUGCCCUGGGCCUGCAAGCUGUGUAAAAGGAAGACGGUGACCAUGGACCGUCGAAGGGCCGCCACACUGAGGGAGAAGAGACGCCUGAAGAAGGUGAACGAAGCCUUUGACGCUCUGAAGAGGAGCACUCUGAUGAACCCCAACCAAAGGCUGCCCAAGGUGGAGAUUUUACGCAGCGCCAUCCAGUACAUCGAGAGGCUGCAGGCACUGGUGUCCUCCCUCAACCAGCAGGACACUGAGACGGGACAGCAGGGAUUGCACUACCGACCUGGUCCGGCCCAGCCCAGAGUGUCAUCGUCAAGUGAGCCCGGUUCGGGCAGCACUUGCUGCAGCAGCCCGGAGUGGAGCAGCACUCCGGAGCAGUGCCCGCAGAGCUACAGCAGCGAGGAUCUCCUAAGUGCUGCCGACUCCCCAGAGCACGGGAACAUGCGUGCCUUGACUUCCAUUGUGGACGGCAUCACCGCCGCUGAUGGAUCGGUGGCUUUUCCAGUGGACAUUCCCAAGUAGAACCUCAAACCAGUGAAACCGUACAUGCAGGUGAACAGAGAGCCACGAACAAAAGGCAAAGACACAAUUGGCACUAGAGGCUGACAGCCAGUUCUAAUGGAUAACGUAGUUUUUUGUGCAUCUACUGAUUUGAGUGCUUUGUCUUAUGCAAAAAUUUUGACUUUGUUUUGACCGAUUUGUAUUGUAACUGCUGAUCUAAGGGUCUGCUAGCCAAACUGAAUUCCUCCUUUCACACCAAGGCCUCAUUCCCCUUACUUAUCUGCCUUAUCCCGGGGUCCAGUCCUGCCUGUUACGGCUACAGGUGGGUAGUCUAACCAGAGAUUCAAUGACUUUGCUGCAAAAACCCAACAACAACAUAAUUAUUACAAUAGAUCUCUGUUAUGCUUGCCUUCAGACUCACAGAACCACAGAGGAAUGUCAAAUCUUGGCUCUUCUCCUUUCUUAAUUUACUAUUUUCUCUUUCCACAACCUUUCCCUGAGCUUUCAUUGUUUUAGUGUGAGUUUUAAUUCUUAAACGAGACAUGGGUUUAUUUGUGGGGCCAAUAUGUAUCAUGGCAGUUUUGACCAAGAUCUGCUUAAUUUAAACAGGUUAUGAAUGCUAGUGAUGUAAAUACGUUCCCUUUUUCUACAGAGUGAUUUUGCCAUUUUAUUUUAAAUUUUUUGCUAACUUAUUUUUGACUUUUAUAACUAAGAUUGUUGUGUAUUUGUAGAUGUUCCGAAAAGUGAUAUUUUCUGUUCUGUUCUUGCAAUAAAAAC
Molecule: messenger RNA, 1679 nt
Organism: Menidia menidia (Atlantic silverside)
Lineage: Eukaryota; Metazoa; Chordata; Actinopteri; Atheriniformes; Atherinopsidae
Source: the annotation of a GenBank genome assembly